Herpailurus yagouaroundi (jaguarundi) is the source of this 2084-nucleotide messenger RNA. It is a transcript of the gene SP6, whose product is annotated as Sp6 transcription factor. The coding region runs from base 188 to 1318 and encodes 376 amino acids. Gene Ontology annotation, molecular function: DNA-binding transcription factor activity, RNA polymerase II-specific; RNA polymerase II cis-regulatory region sequence-specific DNA binding. Gene Ontology annotation, biological process: regulation of transcription by RNA polymerase II. The transcript has 2 exons. The record is from RefSeq and is a predicted model, not a curated record. NCBI's taxonomy places the organism in Eukaryota, Metazoa, Chordata, Mammalia, Carnivora, Felidae.
GGUCGCGGCCCCCGCUGGUCCUCGGCUCCUGCCCCUCGCCCCCGGAGAGCCCGCCGGCGCGCGGGGCCCAUGAGCGCCCGUGGGUAGCGCGCCAGCCAGCCGUGCCCGGAGCCCGAGCGCAGCCUCCAGGUCCUACCUGAGGUGCCCCUGACCAUCCCUGUUCCCCACCCCACCCCGGAUCCCGGCAAUGCUAACCGCUGUCUGCGGCUCUCUGGGCAGCCAGCACACGGACGCGCCUCACGCCUCCCCGCCGCGCCUCGACCUGCAGCCUCUCCAAACAUACCAGGGCCACACGAGCCCGGAGGCCGGGGACUACCCCUCCCCACUGCAGCCUGGAGGGCUGCAGAGCCUCCCGCUGGGCCCUGAGGUGGACUUCUCACAGGGCUAUGAGCUGCCGGGGGCCUCCUCUCGGGUAACCUGCGAGGACCUGGAAAGCGACAGUCCCUUGGCCCCGGGACCCUUUUCCAAGCUCCUGCAGCCGGACAUGUCCCACCAUUACGAAUCGUGGUUCCGGCCAACUCACCCAGGCACUGAGGAUGGCUCCUGGUGGGACCUUCAUCCGGGCACCAGCUGGAUGGACCUCCCCCACACUCAGGGCACGCUCACCUCGCCUGGCCACCCCGGGGCGCUUCAGGCUGGCUUGGGGGGCUACGUCGGAGACCACCAGCUUUGCGCACCGCCUCCCCACCCGCACCCGCACCACCUCCUCCCAGCCGCCGGAGGGCAGCACCUCCUGGGGCCUCCCGACGGGGCCAAGGCCUUGGAAGCGGCCGCCCCGGAGUCCCAGGGGCUGGAUUCCAGUCUGGACGGAGCAGCCCGGCCCAAAGGCUCCCGGCGGUCAGUGCCCCGCAGCUCAGGCCAGACCGUGUGCCGCUGCCCCAAUUGCCUGGAGGCGGAGCGACUGGGGGCUCCGUGCGGGCCCGACGGGGGCAAGAAGAAGCAUUUGCACAAUUGCCACAUCCCGGGCUGCGGGAAAGCCUACGCCAAGACAUCGCACCUGAAGGCGCACCUGCGCUGGCACAGCGGCGACCGUCCCUUCGUGUGCAACUGGCUCUUCUGCGGCAAGCGCUUCACGCGCUCCGACGAGCUGCAGCGCCACCUCCAGACCCACACGGGCACCAAGAAGUUCCCCUGUGCCGUCUGCAGCCGCGUCUUCAUGCGCAGCGACCACCUGGCCAAACACAUGAAAACCCACGAGGGCGCCAAGGAGGAGGCUGCCGGGGCGGCCGCGGGCGAGGGCAAGGCCAGCGGAGCGGUGGAGCCCGCCGGGGGCAAAGGCAAGCGGGAGGCCGAGGGCGGCGCGGCUCCCUCCAACUGAGCUCCUCCGGUACCGCCCCCCCCCCCCAUUGGUCUCCCCUGGGGGCAUCCGAAGAGCUUUCCUCCUGGCCUGAUGCCUUUGAGGGGCGACUUGAGGAAGAGGAGAAGGUGGUUAUUUAUUGAGGGGGAGGAAAAGUGGUGCCGGGUCGGGGAGACGGGGCGCUAGGUAGGGGUGUUUUGGUCUCGGGGCCGGACGAAAAGUGUUUGGCUAGGCUGGGGGAGCUGCGCAUGCCCCUCUGUUCCCCCCCCCCCCCCGCCCCUUCAUCCCUUAUUUCGCUCCUGUCCCCAGGCUCGGGGGUUGGGGUGGGGUACCCGUACCGCGCCUGGAGGGUGGAGGGGACCUGCUGGAAGAGACGGCGCGUCCCUGGAGCAGAGAGGAGUGGGGCCGCCCCGGGCGCUGAGGGUAGUUGUCUGGACACGUCCUUAGCGCCUGGGAACCGGGACAUAAAAGCGCCUCCGGACCCGCCCUGCGGCCCGGGUCCCUUUCAUCCCGCUUUUAGUGCUUCUGUCCCUAUGGUUUCCCGAGGGAGAGCUGAGGUGGGGUAGGGGAGGCAGGGGUCCCCCUUAGGGAGCGGUCUCUAUCUGGUUGGGAGGGUUGUUGCUGUAGAAAUAACUCCUUUGAUGUGCCUCCCGGUUAACCCUUCCAAACCCACUCUGAUGGGGCCAUGAAGGAAGAGAGGAAGCGGCCAGAAUCCGGGACAGCCGUGCAGCCAGAGCUGUGGGGUCGAGGGGAGAGCUAGAUUGGGAAGGGGGAGGGCAAAAAAAAA